AUUUUUUUCGUUUGGCGUUCUUGGUUGCACUUGGUUGUCUUGCUCUUUUUUUUACCCUCUUUUGAGUUUUGCUCUUCUAAUUUUUGGUCUCGUUGGAGAAUCAUUAAAUACAUAAAAUGGAAAACGACGCAAGAGAAUUUGUUGACCUUUACUGGCCAAGAAAAUGCUCAAGCAGCAAUAGAAUUAUCCAUGCCAAGGAUCAUGCUUCAAUUCAAUUGACACUUGCUGAUGUUGAUCCAACAACUGGACGUAUGUCUGGUACAAACAAAGCUUAUGCCAUUUGUGGAGCAAUUCGUCGUAUGGGUGAAUCCGAUGAUUGUCUUGUAAGACUUGGCAAAAAAGACAACAUCAUAGCUAAAAAUUAUUAAUAAUAUAAAUUGAUAAAAGAAAAAAUGGAAAUUUUUAGUAAUAAAAAAACAUAAAAUACA
Messenger RNA from Aphidius gifuensis, 428 nucleotides. RefSeq names its product 40S ribosomal protein S21-like. Lineage: Eukaryota; Metazoa; Arthropoda; Insecta; Hymenoptera; Braconidae. Gene Ontology annotation, molecular function: structural constituent of ribosome. The transcript has 4 exons. Gene Ontology annotation, biological process: endonucleolytic cleavage to generate mature 3'-end of SSU-rRNA from (SSU-rRNA, 5.8S rRNA, LSU-rRNA); translation; endonucleolytic cleavage in ITS1 to separate SSU-rRNA from 5.8S rRNA and LSU-rRNA from tricistronic rRNA transcript (SSU-rRNA, 5.8S rRNA, LSU-rRNA). Gene Ontology annotation, cellular component: cytosolic small ribosomal subunit; ribosome. The record is from RefSeq and is a predicted model, not a curated record. Bases 117 to 368 code for a protein of 83 amino acids.